Molecule: messenger RNA, 20529 nt
Organism: Bemisia tabaci
Lineage: Eukaryota; Metazoa; Arthropoda; Insecta; Hemiptera; Aleyrodidae
Gene: LRP1
Product: LDL receptor protein 1
Cellular component (GO): signaling receptor complex; plasma membrane
Molecular function (GO): calcium ion binding; protein binding; low-density lipoprotein particle receptor activity
Source: RefSeq, a predicted model, not a curated record
GCUUUAGUCUUUAGUCCAUGCAUUCAUUUCGUAAACAACCAUAAAUUCGAUCCUUUCAGUGUUUCAUAAUAAUAAUAAUUAUUCAGUUUUGUCGUUCGCCGUGUGAAAAAGUGCUCCCUCACCGUAAUUUUCGUGUUUUCUAACGUGAUUUUCUUUUCAAUUCUCUCAGUAUGUCUUCACGGAGUCUCUUUUGAUGUCUCUUUUUGUCUCUGUGAUCGUAAACGACCGCAAAUGAAGCACGGCGUGACUUGAGAUGACCGAUCAGGCAAAGCGCGAUUAGAUUAUAAUCCUAACAAUCUAGAAGGAUAUCAUGUCCUCCAGUAGUUCUGUACCUAAGUUUCUUUUAAUAAUAUGCAUUUACUUCACGUUUAAUUUUAAGUGCUGCGAUUUCCUAUCUCAUGUCAAAGAUUUGUCGUCAUGCAGUAAACACAACUCCUUUCGAUGCGAAUCGGGCGAUUGCAUUCCGGCCUCCCAGGAGUGCGAUACAGUUCCUGAUUGUCCAGAUGGUUCAGACGAGCAUACCAGAUGCCCUCCAACACAGUGCACUCAAAGUCAGUUCCAAUGCAUAGAAACGCGUCAUUGUAUUUCCCAAACUUGGAUUUGUGAUGGAGAGCCCGAUUGUGGAGUCACAGAGAAUCAGACUUUGGACACAUCUGAUGAGGACCCCAAUAGAUGUAAUAAAGCUAAAUGUGAUUGGAACUUUGCCCAGUGCGGAAAUUCGUCCGUGUGCCGUCCUAUAGAACUUUUUUGUGAUUCUCAUCCAGACUGUUCAGAUGGCAGUGAUGAAGGUUUAUUUUGCUCAAAUAAAACUGCUUGCAAAGCAUUAAAUUGCUCCCAUGAAUGCCGAAUGACGGGGAAAGAUCUUCCACUGUGUUUUUGCCCGGCGGGUCAACAUGCAGACAAAGACAAUAGAUGCGUUGAUACCGAUGAGUGUCAUAUGAUAGGGUCAUGUGAUCAGCUAUGCUUUAACAAUGCCGGUUCCUACUCUUGUGAUUGUGUCAACGGUUAUGUCAAAGUUGACAGCAAAUCCUGCAAGGCAAUCAAUGUUCCUGCAGAUGAACCAGCCACAAUUAUAUACAGCAGUCCAAAUGUUAUGCAACGGAUUUUUCUCAACGGCACAGUUUAUCCUGGCAACAGUACGAUAUCACGUCUUCAAACUUUUGCGCUAGAAUUUAAUCACAAAAAUAGGACAGCCUGUUACAUCCCUCACAAAGUGUUUGCCGCCGCCAACUUAACUUGUGCCAACAUUGACAAUCUACAGGAAACGUGGGUUUUACCGCAACCAUCCAUGUUCCCUCUCAGUUCUAUGAUUCACAUUGCCUUGGACUGGGUGUCAGGAAAUUGGUACUUUCUUGAUGACUUUCGGGAGUUAAUAUACUUGUGCACAGCAAAAAUGGAAUACUGUAAGAUACUAAUCGAUGUCAAUUUAGGCAAACCUAGAGGAAUAGCAUUGGAUCCAACGAAAGGGUUGAUGUUUUUCACAAGAUGGGGCUCUGCUCGCGCCAUGUUAGAGCGCUCUAAAAUGGAUGGCUCAAACAGACAGAAACUAAUAGACAAUAAAAUUGUGUAUCCGUACGGUGUGACAGUUGACUUUCCCUCACAGCAUGUUUACUGGGUGGACACCUACUUAGAUUUCGUUGAAAGAAUUGAUUAUGACGGGAAAAACCGAAGGACCAUUGCCAAAGGUUUCCCGGUUCAAAAUUUGUAUGAUGUCACAGUUUUUGAAAAUAAUCUAUUUGUGACUAGUUGGCGCAACGAAACUAUUUUACGACUUAAUAAGUUUAAAUCAAAUGAUCAUGGAAUGCUUAUUAAUUCUAGUCGACCGUUUGCCAUUCGUGUCUUUCAUCAACAGCGUCAACCUGAAGUUGAUCAUCCUUGUGCCAAAAACAAUGGUGGCUGUGAGCAAAUCUGUAUCCCAUUGUACAAUCCUAUCAAAAACUCAACAAGCCUCAGACCUGUAGCUCAUUGUAUGUGUCAACCAGGCUACAAGCUAGUACUUUAUCAUCAAUGUAGAUCAACUGAAAAGUCAUCAUUUUUACUCUAUGGAACGGGUAAACCCGCCAUGAUCAGAGGAAUCUCAACAAGUCUUAAAGAGACCCCUGAAGAUGUUAUUUUUCCAAUCACUGACCUCAGUCGCCCAACUGCUCUUGAUUACGAUGUGCAGGAUCAAUAUAUUUAUUAUUCAGAUGCCUCAAAGUUUCGAAUCGAGAGACGAAAAAUCGGCGGAGGAUCAAAGAAGGUAUUCAUCAGUGCUGGGAUUAACAACUGUGAAGGUCUUGCUGUCGAUUGGAUCGGAAGAAAUCUUUAUUGGACAGAUGAAGGUCUUGGAACAAUAAGCGUUGCCAAGUUGAGCGAUCCAACAAUUCGUCGAAUUCUCAUACAUGAUAGUAAAAUUCAUCCAAGGUCCAUCGUUCUUAAUGCCAGAUCUGGCUACAUGUACUGGUCAGACUGGUCAAGCAACGGGCGAAUCGAGAAAGCUCACAUGGAUGGUCGAAUGCGGACUGAUUUUGUUGUUGGAGCCCUACAGUGGCCAAAUGGUUUAACCAUCGAUUAUCAGACAACCAGGCUUUACUGGUGUGAUGCGUAUCUAGACAAAAUUGAACAUAUCAAUUUAGAUGGAACCAAAAGACAGACUGUUCUCAGUGGUAGUGGUGAAAAACUAGGAAGUCCCUAUGGUUUGGCUAUUUUUGAACGCACUUUAAUCUGGACAGAAUCACAGAAAGGAACCGUCCAAGCACUCAACCUGAUGAGUAAUUCUUCAAAAGCAUUAGUCCUUAGUGUUGAAAAUCCACCCUUAUUUGAAAUUAAGGUCUUUGAUGAGUCCUCCCAAUUAGGCAGUAGCACGAAAGCUUGCUACAAUGGAUCUCAUCCUAAAUGUGAGCAACUAUGCCUGGUGACUCCUGGAGAUCCUAUCUGUGCUUGCAAAGAAGGCUCUGCAUCACCAAGUAACAACAAUACUAGUUGUCAAAAAGAAUUCAAUGUGACUGCAUCAUCUGACUGUGGUCCCAAUUUAUUUCAGUGUCGCAAUCUAGAUUGUUUGAAAAAGGAAUUUGUAUGCGAUGGGGAUGAUGAUUGUGGAGAUGGAUCAGACGAAGAUGAAACCUGUGCUCAUUUUGAGUGUGAACAGAACCAGUUCAGAUGUGACAAAUACAGAUGUAUACCAAAGAGGUGGGUCUGCGAUGAAGAUGAAGACUGCAUAGAUGGUAGCGAUGAAGCAGAAAAUUGCCCUAAGGAGACAUGUCAAGCACCCAUGUUUACGUGUGCUGUCACGAAUCGCUGCAUACCUCAAGUGUGGGUCUGUGACGGUGAAAAUGAUUGUGGAGCAGGUGAUACUUCAGAUGAAGAUCCCACCAAGUGUAAUUUCAAAGAGUGCCUACCAACAGAAUUUGAAUGCGGCAAUAAACAUUGCAUUCCAUCUGACUUUUUUUGUGAUGGUGAUGAUGACUGCAGAGAUGGUUCCGAUGAAGUAGACUGCAAUAGUUCAUGCAAUAAAACCGAGUUUUAUUGUUCUAAGGAUGCUAUUUGUAUAUCUCAGUCUCGAAAAUGUGAUGGCACAAAUGACUGCAGUGAUGGACUCGAUGAGCUCAAAUGUAACAACACAAAUCGAACAAAUCAGACAACUCUAAAUAAAAAUUACGAUUACGUUAAAACUUGUGAAAACUUAGAAUUCCUGUGUGGGGGAGAAACAAGAGAGUGCAUCAGGAAAAAAUUAGUGUGUGAUGGGAAAGAAGACUGUUUAGAUGGCUCAGAUGAAGCACAUUGUGAUGUUGAGAACUGUACUUCUGGUCGCUGCAGUAGCCACAAGCCUACUACCUUACGACCGAAAAUGGCAACUACACUAUCUCCAUCAAUAACUUGCGAAUAUCCAAGCAGACUGUGCGACAAUAAUACAAAAUGUGUGGAAGUAUUCCAGCUCUGUGAUGAACAUUACAACUGUGAUGAUCACUCAGAUGAAGGGGGAUUCUGCAGUCAGCACCGCUGUCUGUAUCAAGAUAAAUGUUCUCAUUUUUGCCAUAACACUCCUGACGGCUUCAUUUGCACUUGUCCGCCCACCCUACACCUUCACCCAAAUCGACUGAACUGCACAGAAAUGAAUCCUUGUACAAUGUGGGGCACAUGUUCUCAAUCCUGUGAAUAUUAUAACAAAUACAUGUAUAAAUGCUCUUGUGAGCCUGGUUAUCAACUCCUCAGUGAUCACUUCAGUUGUAAAAGCACAGAAAGUGCCACUCCCAUGGUCAUGUUUAGCAAUCGGCAUGAAAUACGAGGUGUUGAUCUGCACACUUUGAACGUCAAGGCCUUGAUCACAAGUCUUAAAAACACCAUCGCAGUUGAUUUUUAUUACACACCAGAGCAACCUGAUUACACAAUAUUUUGGACAGACGUUGUGGAUGACAAAAUCUUUAGAGGCACUUUGAUCGGUGGCUCCAUGAGCAAUAUAGAAGUUGUAGUGCAAACUGGCCUCCAGACUGCAGAGGGUCUAGCUGUAGAUUGGAUUGGCCAAAAUCUGUAUUGGGUGGAGAGUAAUCUAGAUCAGAUUGAAGUGGCUAAAUUAAACGGUAGUUUUCGGCGCACCCUCAUUGCUGGAGAUAUGGAAAGUCCCAGAGCAAUCGCUUUAGAUCCUCGUGUUGGAUGGUUGUUUUGGACGGAUUGGGAUGAUAAUGCCCCUCGUAUUGAGAGAUGCAGCAUGGCAGGUGAAUAUCGGAGCAUCAUUGUUCAAGUAGACAAAGUAGGUGGUGGACUGUGGCCAAAUGGACUGACAUUGGACUACAUGUUAAAGCGAGUAUAUUGGAUCGAUGCCAAGUCAGACUCGAUACAAACAGUUAAUUAUGAUGGAUCAGAUUUUCGAGAGGUUAUGAAAGGUCAUGAGACAUUAACUCACCCAUUUGCCAUCUCUCUCUUCGACAAUUACGUAUAUUGGACAGAUUGGCGAACUAAUUCAGUCAUACGUUCUAAUAAAUGGAAUGGAUCAGAUGUGUUUGUUAUUCAAAGGACCCUCACACAACCCUUUGAUAUCAAAGUCCUUCAUCCCACGCGUCAACCCAGAGGUGCAUCAAAUCCAUGUGAAAAAGACAAUGGCGGCUGUUCUCAUUUGUGUCUUUUAAGCAUCAAUGGAACUCACAAGUGUGAAUGUCCCCAUGUGAUGAAGCUCACAAAGAAUAACAAAUGCGUCCUCCAUGAGAAAGUGCUUUUGAUAGCGAAAGACAAAGAAAUUCGGGGAGUUGAUUUGGAUCAGCCGUACCAUCAUAUCAUCCCCAUAAUUAGUAACCGUGUCCUGGCUCCAGCGCAAGUUGAUUUUCUUGCAAGUAAAAAACUCAUUUUCUGGACAGACAUUCAGCUUGAUGAAAUUAGAAGAAUAGAUCUCACCGGAGGAAAUGCACAGAUAGUUGCAAAUAGGGGUGUCCACUAUCCCAUUGGCUUCGCAGUAGACUGGAUCAAUGAUAAUCUCUAUGUGACCUCUGCCUCACGGGGAAGAAGUAUUUUAGCAUGCAACUACCGUGGAGAGUUUUGGACCACAAUUUGGUCUGGUUGCGCCUCCAAUGCUACUGACUGUAAGACCUUUGACUUCCAAUCCCUGGCUGUUGAUCCACCCAAUGGACUAAUGUAUUGGAGUUACGCUACUGGCCGUGAGGCCCAUUUCAUCCGAACUGCAAGAAUGGAUGGUUCCAAACCUGAAAUUCUUUUAAGCCAAAGUGAACAUCCUGAAUUUGCUGGUGCACUGAGUCUAACUGUUUACGGUGAUUAUUUGUAUUGGACGGUUACAAGAGUGCUUGUGCCACAAAGCAUGAUUCAGUGUAUCAAUGUUAAGACAAAAAUUCCAAGCACUGCUUUUAUGGGGUCAAGCACGUUUAGCAUAAGCGCUAUCACGGUUUAUGAUGAUUUUCUCUAUUUCACGAAUCAAAGCAAUGAUGCAAUUCAUUAUUUUCCCAUACAUAAUACCAGUAUAUCUAGUGUCCACACAUUGCGCAAUAGCUCAGGGAUGGUGAUGGCGCUGCGUGUUUAUGAUCCGGAUACUCAAAGUAAUGGAACUUCCAUAUGUAAAAGCAAGGGAUGUGACCAUUUAUGCCUCCCAACUUCUGCCACAACAGCAACAUGUAAAUGUGCAAUUGGCUUCACCGCAAAAGAUGAACAUGAAUGCAUAGGCUCCGAUGAGUUUUUGAUUUAUUUCUCCGAGUCAGAAUUUAAAGGUUUUGAUUUAAAUAACAAUUCCUCCAAUAUUUUGAUACCCAUUUCUCAAGUUCCAUCUGCAGCCCGAAUGGACUUUUAUGCCUCUGGCUGUGGUUAUAUAUUUUGGGCAGACGUUGAAACAGGUAACAUCAUGAAAAUUUGCAAAUCUGGCCCCCAACGAAAAUCUGUUAUCUCUCAGCAUGAAUCGGUUGAACCUACUCAUCCUCAUGAAGGCACCGCUACAGAGACAGUCGGCGACAUUGCUGUUGACUGGAUUGCAGGUAAUUUGUAUUGGACAAAACCAAGUUUGGAUGUCAUAGAAGUUGCUCGACUUGACGGAUCUCUCAGAUAUGUAGUGUUGUCUGAAAACAUGGGCAGACCCCAUGCAAUAGCUGUUGACCCAACUGUUGGUUAUUUGUUCUGGAGUGAAACAGGAGACCACAAAAUUUGUCGCUCUGGCCUAGAUGGGUCAAAUCGCAAGACACUGAUAACAAGUCCUCCUGCUGUCUUCGCUGAUAUUACUUUGGAUCGUGAGAAUAAAUUGCUCUACUGGAUCGACUCGCUCUCCAACUCCAUCGGUGUGAUGGAUUAUGAAGGUGGACAAAUAUUGCAACUGAAUCAUACAUUUGGCUCUCUAGAGUCUCUAGCUUAUCAUGAUAAGAAGUUAUACCUGACUGAGAAAACCUUGAAAAAGGGUAGCCUUCAUAUAGCAUCCGUGGCAAAUUUAUCCAAUUCUAAGAUUUUCAUUCAAAACAUGGACACGGGAGUAUCAAGGGAUGAUGUUAUUAUCUACUCAAAAAGCUCACAAAAAAGCAGUAGCACGAAUCCAUGCGCAGAAGCCAACGGGGGCUGUGAGAAGCUAUGUCUGUUUAAUGGUACUCAUCCUGUAUGUGCUUGUUCUCAUGGCAUCUUGAAGUCAGAUGGGAAAUCUUGCGAAGACUAUGAUAAAUUUAUUAUGUACUCAAAAAUUACGAAGAUCGAAAGUUUGCACAUGACUAAUCCUUCCAAUCCAAAUGUGCCUUUCCCGCCAAUUGAAAACAAAGAUUUCCUGCGAAAUUCUAUUGGCCUUGCCCAUAACUAUAGAGAAUCCCUAUUGUAUUACUCUGAUAUUCAGAAAGGUUCUAUAAAUUCAGUUCAUUUCAAUGGAACUGACCACAAAAUUAUUGUUGAUCGAUUGGGGUCUGUAGAAGGAUUGGACUAUGAUGAUCUCAAAAAUGUACUUUACUUUACCUGCAACAAUGAUGCAACCCUAAGCAAAAUUAACCUCACUGACACCAAACCAAAACCGCAAGUCAUCAUCAGAUUGAAACCUAACGAUAAACCACGUGGAAUUGUUGUUGAUAGCUGUGAAUCUCGAUUGUAUUGGACAAACUGGAAUUCUCAUGAGCCCUCUAUUCAUCGCUCCUUCGGACCUCGCUUUCAUCAUGAAAAAAUUAUUACAACAGAUAUCAGGAUGCCCAAUGGAAUAACAUUGGAUCGUGCAGCACUAAAACUUUACUGGAGUGAUGCUAGGCUUGACAAAAUUGAGCGUUGCGAAUACGAUGGAUCAAACCGAAUCAUCCUCUCCAUGAUCAAACCCCAACACUCUUUUGAUUUAGCAGUUUAUGGGGAUUUCUUAUUCUGGACCGACUGGGUCAUGCAUGCAGUGAUUCGUGUUGAUAAAUUCACCGGAGAGGAAAUGAAAGUACUCAAAAAGGGCAUUCCGAGGCCGAUGGGUAUAGUAGCAAUCGCAAACGACACAAAUAUGUGUUUUGAUAACCCAUGUCACAAACAAAAUGGAGGCUGUCAAGAUAUAUGUAGAUUCGACGCAAGAGGGCGUAAGCAAUGCGCUUGUUCAGAGGGUCAGAUCUUGAAUACAGAUGGCUACUCCUGUUUUCGACCAAUCAAGGAGGUCAAAUGUGGUCCGCAGGAAUUUCGAUGUUCCGCUUUUAAAUGUAUACCAUCGAGCCUGCUUUGCGAUGGGAUCCCUCAUUGCGCUGAUUCAUCCGAUGAGCUUCCCCACCUGUGCGACCCUCGAACUCGUCCUGGUGAGAACUCAAAGUGGUCCUGUGGUUCAAGUUAUUUCCGGUGCAAAAAUGGAAGAUGUGUUUUGCGAUCUAAGCAGUGUGAUGGAAUUAAUGAUUGUGGGGACCAUAGUGAUGAGCUGAAUUGUACCAAUAUCGAAAAUGAUAAAUUCAAAUGUAAAGUUGGACCCUAUGUGCCCAAAAAUCUUCUAUGUAAUCAUGAGCCAGAUUGCCUUGAUGCAUCUGACGAAAUGAAUUGUCCUAAACGUAACUGCAGUGGUGGAAUUCCUGGUGCCCCUGAAGCCACAGAAAAUUGCCCUUUCACAACUGCAUGUAUGUCUCCAAAAUGGAAAUGUGAUGGAGAAAAUGACUGUUGGGAUAAUAGCGAUGAACGAGGCUGCAACUUUACUAAAGUGACAGAAUGUACUGAAGAAGAAUUCAGAUGUGACAACGGAAUUUGUAUAAAAAAAUCUUGGCGCUGUGAUUUUGACGAUGAUUGUAAUGAUGGAAUUGGCGGCUCCACUAGCUCAGAUGAGCGUAACUGUGAAUUCAAGUGUAGAUCAGACCAAUUUCGAUGCAAUGACUCCUCUUGUAUUCCGUAUCUGUGGCAGUGUGAUGGAAAGAAAGAUUGUCCAGAUGGACUGGAUGAAUCAGAGACUUGCAAAAGUCGUAAUUGUACCGAAAGUGAACACAAAUGCAACUCUGGACGGUGUAUUCCAAAUGCUUGGGUGUGCGACAAGGAUGAUGAUUGUGGUGAUAACUCAGAUGAACACCCAGAUCUCGGAUGUUUAUCUCAUACAUCGUCAGAGUGUCAGCCAAAUAACUUCGCUUGCAACAAUACGAAGUGCAUCUUAAUGGAGUAUUACUGUGAUGGAGAGGAUGAUUGUGGAGACAAAUCUGAUGAGCCGCCAGACUGUCGAGACUCCUUCUGCCCGCCCGAUUCUCAUUUCUUUUGUCAUAACCGCAAAUGUAUUUCUGCUGACCUAAAAUGCAACGGUGUCAAUGAUUGUGGUGAUAAUUCUGAUGAAGAUUUGGAGACUAAAGAUUGCAGACGCCUUUCAAAAGACACUUGCACUGGACCUGACUUAUUCCUUUGUAAUAAUGGAAUUUGUCUUAACGAGGAACUUGUAUGCGAUGGUGAAAACAACUGCGGAGAUUUCAGCGAUGAAGAAGGCUGCGGUAUCGAUAAGUGUAAGGACAAUCCAUGCGCUCAUAUUUGUAUCAACAAGAAAAAUAGAGUUGAGUGUGCGUGUAAACCUGGCUACGGAACACACCCAAUUUCCCCGUACUAUUGCCUAGAUAUUGACGAAUGCACGGACCCUCUAGUCACUAAGCCGUGCUCUCAGCAUUGUCGCAACGUAAUCGGAUCUUAUGUUUGUUCAUGUGCAGACGGAUAUAUUUUAAGACCUGAUCGCCAUACAUGCAAAGCAAACUCAUCUGUUCCUGCCUCAAUAAUAUUCACUAAUAAAUAUUAUAUUCGGCAAGUGCCUUUGGAGAACAUGAACAAGAGCACCGAAAUUCUUGUGGAUAACCUCACUCACGCGGUUGGCCUAGACUUCGAUUGGGAGACGCAGUGUUUGUACUGGUCAGAUGCUGAGCACACUGGCUCUAUCCAAAAACUUUGUUUAGGCUCAGGAUCUAAGCCGCAGGUGCUAGCAACUUUUUCAAGCCCAGAUGGUUUAGCAGUCGAUUGGGUUGGCCGAAAUCUGUACUGGUGUGAUAGAGAAUUGAACACAAUUGAAGUCUCAAAGCUUGAUGGGAAGUUUAGACGGAUUUUGAUCCAUAAGAACCUCUCCGAACCGCGAGCUAUCGCCCUUCACCCUAAAAUAGGUCAUAUGUUCUGGACUGACUGGGGAGAAAAAGCGCACAUCGGGAAAGCUACUAUGAGUGGUGGUAAUCCCCGAAUGAUCGUCACUCACAAUGUCGGUUGGCCAAAUGCGCUCACAAUUUCAUUCGAGACAGAUGAGAUUUUCUGGGCAGAUGCUAGGGAAGAUUACAUUGCGGUUGCAAAUCUUGAUGGUCAAAAUGUGAGAAUAGUGCACAGUCGAGAGAAAAAUCAAUUUUUGUCUUUGCACCACGUGUUUUCCAUUGCUGUAUUUGAAGACUACAUUUAUUGGUCUGAUUGGGAAACUAAAUCUAUCGAACGGUGUUACAAAUAUGGAGGCAGCAAUUGUACUUCAGUGGGUAAAUUCAUCCAUCGUCCUAUGAGCAUCUCUGUUUUCCAUCCAAUGAAACAACCGAAACUCGAGCCAAAUCCAUGCGAGAAGAGCAACUGUAGCUUCUUGUGCCUCUUGACGGCAGACAGUGAAGGCACCGUCGGCCACACUUGCGUUUGUCCUGCAAAUUUUAUUCCGUCUGCAGAUGGCAAAGGGUGCUCUGCGAAUUGCAGCUCUGCUCACUUUGUCUGUCACAAUACGUACAAGUGCAUUCCAUUUUGGUGGAAAUGUGAUGGACAGGACGACUGUGGAGAUGGAUCUGAUGAGCCACCAUCAUGCCCCGAAUUUAAGUGCUUAUCUGGUCAGUAUCAAUGCGAAAAUGGUAAUUGCACUCAUCCAAGUCAUAUCUGCGAUGGAACUCCCGAGUGCUCAGAUGGAUCAGAUGAACGCAACUGCGAUGAAUAUACUUGUUUCACCGAUUAUUUCAAAUGCAAAGGAAAUGGGACUGUCUCUUCCUUCUGCAUUCCUGAUAGCAAACGAUGUAACAAGAAAGUGGACUGCCCGUUGGGUGAAGAUGAACUUGGUUGUGAAGCUAAAACUUGCGAACCUAAAGAAUUCUUGUGUGAGUCUGGAGCAUGUAUCUUUGCCCUUCAUGUAUGUGAUGGAGAUUUCGAUUGUGGAGUUGAUGGAGAUGAAAGUGAUGAAGUUUCUGAGAUGUGCGCUCGACGCAAUUGCACGGAUGAAUAUCACCGCUGUUCAUCAGGGCGUUGCAUACCUAAGUCUUGGUUCUGUGAUGGUGAUAAAGACUGUCCUGAUGCUGAAGAUGAGCCUCCCUCGUGCGCUGAUCCACUAAUCCAUCCUUGUGAACCAACAUAUUUCAGAUGCGAAAAUAAUAACAAGUGCAUUCCUGGAAGGUAUACUUGUGACUCCGUGGACGACUGCGGUGACUUAUCUGAUGAAAGAAAUUGCACAGAACGCGAGUGUUCAGAGUCUGAAUUCAGGUGCGUGUCGGAUGGUAGAUGCCUGCACAAAGUUUUCAGAUGCGAUGGGGAUAAGGAUUGUAAAGAUGGAAGUGAUGAAGAUCAUUGCAACACUACAUGCUCCGCUGAUGAGUUUCAGUGUCAUAACCCACCCCACUGUGUUCCCCUCGAAUGGCGCUGUGAUGAUGAAAUUGAUUGUUUGGACCAAAGUGAUGAAAAGAAUUGCUCAUCUUCUUGCGGCGCAGGAAAGUUCAUGUGUCGGGAUCGCACAUGUAUUCCACUGCGGUGGCGUUGUGAUACAAAUAAUGAUUGCUCUGAUGGAAGUGACGAAACAGUAGCUCUCUGCUCUACAAUUAAAUGCCCUGAAGAUUGGUUCAGGUGUGAUAGUCAUCAGUGUAUUCCAAAUAGUACAGUUUGUGAUGGCGAUCCCGACUGUGAGGACAAAUCGGAUGAACUACACUGUGGCUCUUCAAAAACUUCUCAGCAAUGUCCUGUGGAUGCAUUCAAAUGUAACAACGGGCUAUGUUUGACAAAUGAAACUCUGAGAUGCAAUGAAAUUGAUGAUUGUGGGGAUAAUUCUGAUGAAAUCAAUUGUACCCAUGGAGAAUGCAAGUUUGGACUCUGCUCUCAGGUCUGUUAUGUCAAAAAGCCUGGUCAGGUCUUUUGUAUGUGCCAGGAAGGUUACAGGCGAUUCGAAAAUAGUUGCGACGUUGUCUUACAUCCUGUUCUACUGGUGGCAGGCGAGAAAGCUUUGCGCAUUUUUGAUGUGAAAGAAAAACACAUCUUUGAAACUGACAAAGUUCUAACUACUCAUGCUCAAAAAAUAAAUUCCGUGGAUGUGCUUCGGCUACCAGGGAGCGCUCAUGCAAUUUGGUCAGACAAACAUUCUAAGACCCUACAUAAAUAUACCUUUGAGUCAUCUCCUCCCAAUGUAACACUCGUCUCCAAACCAGAAAAUCCUUCAAAACUAGUCGUCGCUGAUAUGUCUAAUCCGCGGAGCAUAGCCUUCGACUGGAUAGGAAUACGUCUGUACUGGAUUGAAUCUGGUCAUAAUUCAAUUAAAGCCUCAGACCUUGAUAGAAAUCGAUCAGUCACCCUGUUAACCAAUAGCUCUUCCAGACCCUAUGAUUUAGUCGUCUAUUCGCCUCUUGGGAAAAUGAUGUGGACUGACUGUGGAAUUAAUCCAAAAGUAGUAGUAGCCGCAAUGAAUGGCAGCAACCCUACAUCUUUGGUUGAAACAUCCCUCAAGUGGCCUACUGGUAUCGCUUAUGAUCCUCCAAGCGAGCGAAUAUAUUGGGCCGACUCCAAAAGUCAAACCAUUGAAUGUAUUCGAAUAGAUGGAAGGGACAGAAGACUCAUUGCCAAGUUCAGCAAUGAUACAAAACCGUUUAAGAUUGACGUAUUCUUGGACGAUCUUUUUGUGGUGUUUUAUUUUUCAACAUCAGUAACCCGUAUGAGCAAGUUUGGGGAUCACAUUGUCUCAGAUCAGUUCAGAAUGAACGCAAGUAUCAUUGCUGAAGGACUUGAUCCAAUUCUGGACAUAGCUAUUUUUCAUGAGAACAAGCAAGGUUUUCCUGAGAGUAUGGUGAACCCAUGCGCGAAUUCAGCUUGUCACCCAAGCGCCAUCUGCCUCAUUACGCAAGCUGCAUUGGACGAUGUCCCUAAUUCAAAAUUUAAUAUAAAAGCAUCUUGUCACUGUCCUGAUGAUUUCAAAGCGGCUAAUCAUCCCAUGAAUCCACGGGAAGUUCAGUGUAUUCCAAAAGAUGAAGGAGUUGAUCUCUGCUCUCAAAUUAAGUGUGUGAGAGGCACAUGCAAUGUCACCAACAACAAGCCUCAUUGCGUCUGCGAAGAUAUGUAUACUGGUGACCGAUGUGAUGUGUACAUUUGCUCGCAACAUUGUCACAAUAGAGGCGACUGUUACCUUGCGAUGCCGUUCCGCCUGAUAAAGUGUAAUUGUCAACCUGAAUGGACUGGUCCAACCUGCGAAACUCCAAAUCAUGGCUGUUUGACGCCUUGUGUGAAUGGUGGCUCUUGUCUCAAUCCAGAGUACAGUGGUUAUGGUCAAUGUGCUUGUCUUCCCGAAUUCACUGGUCAACACUGUGAAAAUUGUAUCUCCCACAUGUGUCAAAAUGGAGGCACUUGCUCUGUGGUUAACGGCUCAAAACAUUGCACAUGCCCUCCAGGCUAUUCAGGAAAAUAUUGUGAAAGUUUUGAUUGUACUGAUUACUGCAUUAAUGGAAACUGUUCGCUACAAAAUAAUGUGCCUACUUGCAACUGCUAUCCUAAUUAUGGAGGUAAAAGGUGCGACAAGGAUAUUUGUGAAGAUCUUUGUCAAAAUGGAGGAACCUGCAAAUACUCUGCAAAGUCUCAAUUUUGUGAAUGCGCUCCCGGUUUCACCGGACGACGCUGUGAGACGAAACUGUGUGUGGAUUGUGUGUGUGACCCGCGCUACAGAUGCGAGUGCCCACCUCAUUGUAAUACAACAACGCCCCAGCAACCAGCUCAAGUUUGCAGUCCUGAUUACUGUCUUUAUGGAGGAACCUGCUAUACUAUCAGUCAGAAACCUGUAUGCAAAUGUGUAUCACAUUGGAUUGGUGAAAGAUGUGAUAUAUUUUCUUCUAAUGCAAGUGUUUGCGAAGACGUGUGUGAAAAUGACGGAAUCUGCACACUAAUUCCUCCUAAUAGUCCAGUAUGCACUUGCCUUCCUGGCUGGACAGGCUCGACUUGUGGAAAUCACAUAUCUUGUCUGUCAUUUUGUUUCCAUCAAGGGACGUGCUACCCGUCAACAGAGCCGGAUAUGGAUCCAACCUGCUCCUGCCCCCCUGGUUAUGCAGGUUUACGAUGUCAAACAAAAUUACAGAGCCGACUGCCUUCCUCUUUGAAGAAAGGAGGAUCAUCUGUUGAAUUUUGGGUCUAUUUAUUACUACUGGUGGUAAUAAUCAGUAUAGCGUCCAUUUAUUUAAUCAUUUUCUUCCGGAAAAGAAGUGCUGGUUUUGUUCACAUGAGAAUGCCAGAAAGUAUUGAAAUCACAAACCCAAUGUACCUGAGAGAAGAUGUUGAUGAUGAAGGUGAAACAUUAGAGAGAAGUUUUGCAAAUGAUUUAUUGAAGACAAGCAAUUUUGGCAAUCCUGUCUACGAAUCCAUGUACAGCGAUGCAAAAGAACGGGAUGGGCUUGGUGCUGUAGAAGAAAAGAAAGGUUUGCUUCAAGGGAAUGGUGCUCCUGAUAAAAGUCAUCCUCUAGCUGAUAGCCAAGAGACACUCUAGAGCAAUUGAAACCAAGAGAGACUGAUUUCUCUCAUAUCAACUUCAUAAUUGGUCAAUUUUUUGUCUCAUAGAAUUUAUUCUCUAGUCAGAAAAGUUAGCUACGUUUGUCUGCCAGUACCAGAGGCUUUCUAAUCAAUUGGAUCAAAAUGCUGUAAGCAUAUGUCUAGUAAGCUUUUAUCUUAUUUUCUCAAUAGCAUCAAGUAGUUGCUCUGAGUAGGGCUGAAUUAGUAUAUGACGAGUUACCCAAGAGACUUCAGUAUUGUGUAACACACUUAUUCUGUUUCCUCUCCCUACCUCCUUCUUGUAAGGCACUCAAACUAUACAUCUUAGCCUCCCCUCGUGACUUACUUAUUGUUGAGCAUAACUCAGCUCUUUAAUGUUUAUUAGCAAAUAAUAGUUAUUUCUAAAAAGACCAUAGGUACGGUUUUAUAAAGAUUGAGACUGAAAACAAAGGAAUAUGGUGCUACUUAAACUUCCCUUUUAUACUGUUUGAUAUUCUCUAUUCCAAGCACUAUGAGUCUCAAAACUCGAAUUUUCUCUGUUCUGUGUCAAAAAGAGGGCUGAGAACAGAUUUUUUUAAUGUUUUCUCUUGUGUUUUCCGGUUGACAUUUUGUAACACUGUCAGAAUGUCAAUCAAACCGAACCUCUUCUUCCUUACUGGUAAGAGACCAUAACGACAUCAAAAACAUAGCCUCUUUAGAUUUUGGUUUCAAAUCUUUCCGGACUCAAAGGAAGCAAUAUAUUUAGAUGUGAAAUGGGUUGUAGAAAAGCCGAAAAAUUCACAUUUUGGUUCAUUGAAAGUUUCUUUUUAGAAGCUUAUCAUGCUUAAAAGGUCAUGAGGAACAUCGUAUUUAACAAAUAAUUACAUUUCUGCGCUUCCAUUGAAUCAUUCUACAAAUUCAGACCUCAGCUUCCUUCUCUCCUCAUAAAUCAUUAUAAAAGGGGUUCAGACCUUGCCUCCUCUCAAGUGUGUUUCAUAAUAUCUGAGCACUCUCCGAUUGGGUGGUGUUUAUUUGGAAGUAACCAACUUCUUUGCUUGUUUUUCCGCUAUUGAUUUCUUGUCCAGAAAAUUACUCUCACGAACAAGUUAAAGAAUUUGGUUCCUUAUUGUUAAACGUUGUCAUAAUACUUCCUCAGGUCGUAUACCCGAGCACUCUACCCUUGUUGUUCCGAUAACCCCAAAUUAAGAAUGCCGAAAACUGGCCUGUUCACCACUUUUCAUGAAGGUUGCUCAACCAGACUGGGAUGUUCUCAGCCAUAAAGUGAUUUUAAAUAAUUGAUCCUAGAGUGUAUGGACCAGUUUUAUGAAUUUCAAUGUGAGAUAAUGUGCCAAUUUUACUUGAUUCUUUGUGAAUGGUUAAUCUAUGAGAGCCUUUUUUAUUUCUGUUCGCAUUUGUAUGUCUUUUAUUCUGUAUUUGAUAUGUGUAACUUUUUCUACUCCAAGUUAAUUUAAGGAUACUAGGGGAUUUGGGUACCAUAAUAAUUAUUGAUAUUCAUGAAUAUAUUUCGGAAUAUAUGAUUGACCUGUAGCUUUUAUCGUAUGAUCCUGUCAAACUGUCGAUCUUGCAGUGUUGCCAACUUUAGAUAGGUAAUGAGGGUUCAUGUUUCGUUCUCUGAAUUACUCAUGUGAAGAAUUCAACUGAAAUAUCCUGAUCAGUAUCACUCUUAUUUUACUUUUUUUUAAAAAAAACUUGAAUCCUCUUUACCGGUAAAAACGCUGUAACGAUACUGACUUUUUCAAUGAUCAAAAGGGAUAUUUUUAAGAAAAAUUCUCCUCUCAAAAACCAUGUUCACUAAAGAAUCAAAUAAUGAUCUGUUAAAUUUAUAAAUUACUCAAGUCUACUAAAACAUGUUGCCAUCUAGAGCUGAAGUAGAAGGAAGGGAAGUCUACUUAUGAACAAAUCGCAAUUGCACUCAAGUCUUUCCCUCUACUUCAAAUUGGCAAAUGUUGCGGCAAAAGCACUGAUUUUAGCCAGCUAUGCUAGCUCUAUUGAAAUCUUAAAUCCAAACAACAUAAUGUAUUACAUUACUUAGUGUAUUUAAUUUUCUGAGAUGAACAUCAAUUUCAUUAAUUUUGUCCUACGUUAACAUUGAAAAAAUUGUAGAAUAGUUCCUGCUACUCCCAUGCCAUAUUACCAUGUAGGUUUAUCUAUUGUAUCGGCCCUUCUGGAGCGCAGAACAGACAUAGAUAGUUUCACUGAGAUGGCGCAAUUGAUAAAUGUUGCCAUUUUUCAUUUUGUUUCUGUGGGAACAGGAUUCAUUUCAGCCUAUUUUCAGGCUCUCAUUCUGUCGCUGCAUCAACUAGUUCCUUAUCGGGGGAAAUUUUAGCAAGUUUGCAGCAAUAUCAGCUUUGUAUAUGAAUUUUUUUUUUAAAGAAGAUCUAUCAAAGAAUCAGUAAACAUGUUAUUAAAAAGAAGUUUCCACAGUUGUUAUACUAAUGUGUAAGUGAUCAGAGAGAAGGCUCUUGUCAAAUAUUCAGUUGCCAAUAGUUCAUGAAUAUGUUUCAUAAAUUGAAUCCUGUGAUUUAUAAUAAGUUAAGAUUAAGUUGUAUGUACCUUUAUUUAGUGCUGUAGUUACGAUGUAAUUGAUUCUCUUUUUUUCCCUCUUCCAUUUUCUUUUUUUAAGAAUUUGAGUGAGUUCCUUGCUGAAGCAAACCUAAAUUUGUGACAUCAAGGUUAUACUUCAUAUAUUUUCUUUUCUUUUUUACGAUCUUUUUAGAUUGAUAUUCAUAGGUCCAUCACGGAUUUGAAAUGCAUACCAUUGUUCUCUUUACACUGGCACAGCUGGAGACAUUGCUAGAAUGUAAAAUGUGAAUACAACCCCAGAAAUAUUAUGACUGAAUAAGACUGAGGUCUGCAAACCUUUAAAAGUAAGAUCCCAAAUAUAGUGACCAGUUUUUUCCGUCCACUACCUGUGCCUUAAGUAAUUUGGCCACUGAAUCGCCACUGGAGAAUACGAGUGACAUUGAAAUGAUGCUUUACAAGCGUCUCAGUUCGAAUUUUCACUUCCUGACUUUUUUUCUGUAAAUCUGGGAAAAAACUUUCAACCGUAACAAAUUCAACUAUCUUUGAUUUCAAAAUGUAUCGCAGGAUUUAUUACAUAAUUGAUGAUUACUAGUUUUUUAGGUGUUGUAAAUUCUACUCCUGAAUUUUUUUAAAUAUUUUCCCCUCCUUAUUAACUACAUAUUGUAUUACUGUUAUUUGUCCCUCCUUCCUCAACAUAUGAUUCAGAGUUAUUGAAGUUGUCUGAAGCAAAAAUAGAAUAUUGUUGAACAAAAUACUACAGCUCCCGUUAAGUGAGGCAUGAUGAUAGUAUUUCUUCAGCAUUCCUUGAAAAAAUUUAUUUAUACCAGUUUUAUUUGUAAAAGUGGCAUUACAUAUCAUUUUUGUGAACUCAAGCUCGUAUUGUAAGCCAACAAGAACACCAAAUAGCGUUAAUCGCCAAUGAGAGAGCAGUUAUUUUUUCCAAUUUCUUGCAUUUUCUCAAUGUGAAACUAUCUAGGCAAUGUUACUUUCAACAAGUACUUCAACAAUAAAUUUUCGAGCAUGUGCACGCCUAGAUAAGGUGAAAGUUGUGACAUUACCUAAGCAGUGCUAUCAGACUGUGUUAAGGAUGGAUGGUUCCGUUGUUCAGAGCUCAGAUAUCUAGCUUUACCCUCGUUGUCAAUAAAUAUGUUUUGAAUAGAAUGUUUGAAAAUACCAUUAACAUUAAUCAGAUGCCGUGUAAAUGCUCUUCAUUACAAAAGAAACCCCUAGUGAUAAGAGCCCCGUUGCUCCAGUAGACAACCAAGUAAUACAGCCAACAAUGCUGAGUAGAAAUCACUUCCCUCAAACAAUUUUACGGAUCAUAAACAUGCAAACCAGCAAAAACUGUAACGAUUCAAUCUGUUUCCCCCCUUGUUCAAUCCAUGCUAAUCUCAGUUUAAGGAAUUCUUUGUUUGUGUUGAUAUUAUGUGAAAUUUUGAAGGGGAAAACCUCAUAGGUGAAGCAUUCUUUUCCUUAGGUAUACCUUGUCUCGUGGUCCAUCAUAUAUUGAAGAAUGUAGCAUGUGUGCUCUCUUUUAUUUUUGUUGACUUAGAUCAAAUUAGUUCCUACUUCUGUAAUCUCUGAGAAAACUCCAUUGCUUCUCAAGGAGACUGCGUGCAUUUUCAGCAAAAUUUGACACAAAACUGUUUAUUUUAGAAGAAAAAAGUUUAGUGGUUGUGAGGUUGGCUAAUUCUGUGCAAGUGCUGUCGUCUUUUAUUGCGACAGGUCUGAGGUUUAUUAUUACUAUCAGCAAGGAUUAAUUAUUUUCACUAUCGUAAAUAAUUAUUAUUAUUUAUAAAAAAUUCAUUUAUUUUACGUUACUGAUUGUAAAUGAUGAAGUAUUCUUCCAUCAAGAGUACAAGGGUUUGGACUCACUUUUCUUUCCUUUUCAUUGACCAUAAAAGGAAGUUUAAGUCUCCUAUGAGUUUAACCCGAGGAAAGAAUCUUCGGAGCUUUAUGUAGAGACCUUUCUACAGUCCUGCUUCAUAUGGAGAGCAUUAUCAAAAUAAAGGUGAAUUUUAUUCUUUUUAUGUUACAGUUUGGACAUUCCGGUAAAACUUUUUUAUUUUUAUAUAAUUUCUUCUAAAGUUUUCAAUUUUCUCGUCAGGUAACAAAUUUAUAUUUAGUUGAUUCUUUUUAUAUUUAUGCUCAUUUUAUAUGUAUUUUACCAAAACAGAAUUUGUUAGGAAAAAAAAAAAUUUAUUUCGUUUAGUACUUUUUCUUAGCAAUAAUCAUUGCUUGUGUUGGUUUUGUUUUCUCAUGUAGAAGGAAAGAUUCUUACUUUCCUUUUAAUACUACUGUUCUCUUAUUUUGUUAUUUUUUAUCGCCGUCAGGAGGGACACUAACUACCAAGUGUUCAACCUCAAUCAUAGUUGAAUUAAGUUUGGCUCUUUUAGAAAGAACCCUUCAAAACUUUUAAACCUUUAUGGAAGUUUUUGUGAAUUUCAUGACCCUCAUUGCAAAAAAAAUUAGUACUUCGAAGUGUCAUGAGGUGUUUCAAGACAUUAUUUGCCAUUGAUAUUUAUCUUAAAUAAUUAUUACCUUAUAGCUCUCCAUACCUCAUCAAAAUAUCAAAGUGUAAUACUUAAUGGGAUGGGAAACCGUUUUUUGUGAUGAACAUUGUAUAAAACUGACUGAUAAAUCUAAAAAGGGAAGGGUUAGAAGUAGUUGUUGCCAAGCUGGAGAUACAUUGCACAGAACAAGUUAGCCCCAGUAUGGUAUGAGAUUUACACUUGAACCUAUUACUCACGCACCUGAACAACCUAUGGAUAUCUGCUCAUCAUGGCACUGUUCUAUUGCAGCUAAAGAAAAUUUGUGAGAAAUUUCAGCGCAGCUGCAGGAAAUUCUGACAUGCAUCCGUCUAAUAACUGUACCUUAGGAAUUUGCAACACCAUCUGCAUCCAGAAAGAAAGAAGGCCACUACAUCUAACCUUUCUCUUGCAAGUGUAAAUGUCGAUUACUCGUAAUCUUUUAUGCAAUUUAGCUCUCUAUUUUUUUCUACUGUAAUGUAAUUCUAAUAUUUUAUUAAUAAUUUUUUUUUUUUUGCUAAGAAAUAGGUAUGCCAUUUCAAGUUCAUGAUUUUCAUCGGUGUUAUUUUCAUUUUAAAAGUUGAUUGUUUUGUAUUUUCUUUUUGUUUUGUGGCUCUAUGUUUUUUGUUUUGAACAAAUGAAUGAAGAAAAGAGAUGAGUGAGAAAUAAGUGGGAAAUGUAUAGUAUUAAGAAAGUAAUGCGUAGAAUCAAACUGAUUUGAAGCUCGUCAAUUCUAUCAGACAGUUCAUCUUAUAGAACAUGGGAAAUUGCUCAGUCAAAAUCCCAUCUUAGAAACAUGUAUGACCAAAUUUUUAGGCUCCCCAAAGCCUGUAAAAUAUAAAAAAUACAAGUAAAAUUGUGCCAAUCAGUGCUGAAACGAUUAAACAUGUUCUCAUUUCUAAAAUUA